CAGUGGUCAGCAUGGCUUGAGGGCACAUACACUCCGAUGGCUACCCACAGAGAGGAUCGGACGCUCAACCUCCCAUAGACGCACUAUUGUGCGUGCUGAGAAGCUGGAUGCAGGGACAGAAGCAGAAGAUAUCACCAAAAAGCCCAACCCCAAGGAGACGACAGAGAAGUAUGGCCUGGAGGCCGGCCUGUGGCAGGUGUUCACAAACAAGGACCCGGAAACAGGCAAGAGCAAAGGGCAGCAGGCCAAGGACCUGCUCAAGCGAUAUGGCAGCGCCUACCUCAUCACCUCCAUCUCCUUUGCCAUUGUCUCCUUCGCAGCCUGCUAUGCCCUGGUCAGCGCAGGCGUGGAUGUGGGCGCGCUGCUUGCCAGGAUCGGGAUCAAUGUGAAUGCUACGAAUGAAAAGGUGGGCACAGUGGCCCUGGCCUAUGCAGCCCACAAGGCGCUGUCUCCUGUGCGCUUCCCACCCACAGUCGCAUUGACACCCGUGGUGGCACGGCUGCUUGGGAGGGACAAGGAUGGCAGCAAUCCCAGCGCCAGCAAUGGAACUGGGCAGUAAAGAAAUGCAGCAUGCAGUGUUGGAGAGUUGAGCUGACAGUAGCAGUGGCAGCAAAAACAGAAAGUGCAGUGCGUGGGCUAUCAUGCCUAUUACCCCAUUGCGAUGAGAGGAGAUUUAAGCAAAUCAGCAUAGCUUGUAUGAGCUUUUCAUUCUGCAGUCAUGUGUGUGUGGGAACCCUCCUGCAAUCAUUUCACGUGCACAUCGACAAAGACAGCAACGCUGCAGGAAAACCUUUCAGUACGCCCAAUGCUACAGAGCCCGAAGCUGCGGUGGUCCAGUGGGCUGUAGCCUGCCCAAAUCCAAAUCGAAAUGUAGAAUUUCGGUUUGGGGAUUCAGAGCGAAAACAAGCUUAAAGAUCGAUGAAGAACUUGGGAGUGGAUUAAAGUUGAUGUAAGGUCCAUGUGCGUACCACUCUAGUUGUCUUUUGACCCAUGCAUAUGUAUUCCAUGCAUGUAUUCCGUGUGAAGAAAGCAGUAUUUAAUUUCUUGAACUACCUGUAAUAGACUGUCAUUCAUCAACUGUCCGGAGAUCAUUUACAACUUGUGUGGCUAUGUAAGAUCCUGUUAGAGUCCAGCAGCCUUGAAAAUGCGCGGCAACACUGAGAGAUAUAUCUAGCUAUAUAGCUUGUUGACCACCUUGUGCACAGAAGCUCAAUCCACCAACAAAUUUGUGGCAUAAGGUCGAAAAUGUACAAAACAAUACUUCUGGAACUUGCUGACAUGAUCCUUGUUCAGUCAUGUCAGGGUCGCAAUCACUUCUCAUGACAUACUUCUGUACAAACGUCAACAAGCACUGCAAAGCAUGCUGCGCUUCGAGCGCACAGCCUGCAUGCUGCGCAGCUUAGAUCACGAGCGCUCUGGGCAGCCACCUGUCAUCCGGCGCUGGCUAUAAAUAGAGCUUUGCUAGAUUAAAAGGAAUCUGAACGCCCAACUUGCCGAUGUACCCCGGCCUUCCCUUUCAGCCUGUCAGCCAGGCCUCCACGCGGUUGGCCGCGCGCCGCGCAAAGCUCCCGCCCGCGGCAGUCGUCAUGCUCGGCGCCGCAGCCCGGCUGGCCGCCGUGCUCGACAGCGCGAAGAUUGACGGCCGGGUAAACGCUUCGAUGCCGGCCGGCGGCUGCGUUGGCGUCCGCUUGGCGGCCGC
Molecule: messenger RNA, 1699 nt
Organism: Coccomyxa subellipsoidea C-169
Lineage: Eukaryota; Viridiplantae; Chlorophyta; Trebouxiophyceae; Coccomyxaceae
Product: DUF1279-domain-containing protein
Exons: 4
Cellular component (GO): mitochondrion
Source: RefSeq, a predicted model, not a curated record